AUGGCGACACACGUGACUGGGUUCAAGCAUACGCAGUAUGCAAUUUACCUGGUCAUCACAUUCUCGGCUGCAUGCGUCCUGAUCGACAGCGCACAGGGAGUGGUGGAGAGGUUCAACCUGAACCGACGCUGGUACUACCUCUUCGGCGCGACGUGCCUCUUCGCAUACCUGUAUGUGCGCCCCCAGAUCAACCUCCGCCUCGGUUCUGCCGCCGGCGCCCAGAUCAGCUGGAGCAGCCUGUACAUCCUCUGGCUCUGCUCCGCUGUCUUCUACCACCUCCCCUCCCUGGACAGCCUGGGCAUCGACCUCCGCGCCGACCUCUCCAUCCUGCUCACCACUUUCCUGCUCUCCCUGGCGGUGCUGGGCGCGGCAGCGGCGGCCCACGCUGCCGCGCUGGCCCUCGCCUGGGUCCGCCCCUGGCUGGCCCACCCCUCCGCCGCCUCGGUGGGCGGCACCAUCUCCCCCAUCUUCAGCCUCUGGCUCACCCUGGUGGCCAUGCUGGGGGCCACCUGCCUCAGCGACUACGCCGCCGCCUCCGCCAUGCACGCCGCCGCCUCGCUGGCGCGCAGGAAGGCGCUGGCUGCGGAGCAGCGGCGCUCGCGGCGGGUGCUGGCGGCGCAGCGCCGACCUGAGCUACGACCUGCUGGGCCAGCAGGGGCGCAGCGCCAUGCCCAGCAGGUGGGGCAGGGGGUUGGGUACUGUUUUUAUUGGUCCCUGUGA
This is a messenger RNA of Auxenochlorella protothecoides, 720 nucleotides long. RefSeq lists its product as hypothetical. NCBI's taxonomy places the organism in Eukaryota, Viridiplantae, Chlorophyta, Trebouxiophyceae, Chlorellales, Chlorellaceae. The transcript is spliced from 6 exons. The record is from RefSeq and is a predicted model, not a curated record. Bases 1 to 720 code for a protein of 239 amino acids.